UCUCAUCAACUCUACCCUCGGUCUCAUCGCUCCUGAGUAUGGCUAUGUCAUGCUCGCUGCCAUCGGCACCAGCUUCGUCGGUGUCUGGCACAGCAUGGCUGCAGGAGGUGCCCGCAAAGCAGCUGGCAUCAAGUACCCUCAGACGUUCGCUACGCCUGAGCAGGAAAAAGCAUCCAAGGAAGCACUCAUCUUCAACUGCAUGCAGCGUGCACACGCAAACUUCAACGAGAGUCUCCCCAUCUACUUGCUUCUCCUCGCUGUUGCAUCUGUGCGAUUUCCAGCCUAUGCUUCAGCAGCGAGUGCCGUUUGGCUCGUUGGACGCGUCAUGUACACGCUUGGCUACCGCACGGGUGACCCUGCCAAGCGUAUGCAAGGUUCUGCUCAGUACAUCGGCUUGCUCAGUCUCCUUGGAUUGGCCAUUACUUCGACCUACAGGACUCUCGGCUACUGAAGCUUUCAAAUAUCAUUGCUAGUGAAUUGACCAUUUCUGCUUAUAUUUUGGAUACAGCAUCCAUUUCUUCGCUUGAUA
This is a messenger RNA of Protomyces lactucae-debilis, 529 nucleotides long. RefSeq lists its product as uncharacterized. Gene Ontology annotation, molecular function: glutathione transferase activity; glutathione peroxidase activity. The transcript has 3 exons. NCBI's taxonomy places the organism in Eukaryota, Fungi, Ascomycota, Taphrinomycetes, Taphrinales, Protomycetaceae. Gene Ontology annotation, cellular component: endoplasmic reticulum; membrane; nuclear envelope. The record is from RefSeq and is a predicted model, not a curated record. Bases 50 to 451 code for a protein of 133 amino acids.